GGGAGGAGGGGCAAGAGGACGAGAAAGAGGAGGGCGGUCGUCCGGGGUUAGGUUGGGGAGGGGGGGGUUGUCCGUCCAUUCAGGGCGGGGGAUGACUCACGGCCCAUCCCAUCUCCCCAACGCCUCCCGCCCGCGCAGAACUAGCUCCAUGGCUUAGCGGAGGAGGCGGUGGUGAGCGGGGGGAAGGGGACUCUUAUUUUGUUAGGGGGACCGGGCCGAGGCCCGACCGGCCUGGCAGGGCUCGCCCGGAGUCGGGCGUCAUGUCUCAUGCGGCUGAGCCAGCUCGGGACGGCGUAGAGACCAGCGCGGAGGGCCCUCGAGCCGUGUUCCUGCUGUUGGAGGAGCGCAGGCCGGCCGACUCGGCCCAGCUGCUCAGCCUGAACUCUUUGCUUCCGGAAUCCGGGAUUGUUGCUGACAUCGAAUUAGAAAACGUUCUUGAUCCUGACACCUUCUACGAGCUCAAAAGCCAACCCCUACCCCUACACACAAGCCUCCCAAUAUCACUGCAGGCCACACCAGCCACCCCAGCUACACUCUCUGCAUCGUCUUCUGCAGGGGGCUCCAGGACCCCUACCAUGUCGUCAUCUUCUUCAUCGAGAGUCUUGCUGCGGCAACAGCUGAUGCGGGCCCAGGCGCAGGAGCAGGAGAGGCGUGAACGUCGGGAACAGGCCGCUGCAGCUCCCUUUCCAAGUCCUGCACCUGCCUCUCCUGCCAUCUCUGUGGUAGGCGUCUCUGCUGGGGGCCACACAUUGGGUCGUCCACCUCCUGCUCAGGUGCCCAGAGAAGUGCUUAAGGUGCAAACCCACCUGGAGAACCCAACACGCUACCAUCUACAGCAGGCGCGCCGACAGCAGGUGAAACAGUACCUGUCCACCACACUUGGGCCCAAGCUGGCUUCUCAGGCCCUCACCCCACCUCCGGGCCCCACAAGUGCCCAGCCACUACCUGCCCCUGAGGCUGCCCACGCUACAGGCCCCACAGGCAGUGCUCCCAACAGCCCCAUGGCGCUGCUCACCAUCGGGUCUAGUUCAGAGAAGGAGAUUGAUGAUGUCAUUGAUGAGAUCAUCAGCCUGGAGUCCAGUUACAAUGAUGAGAUGCUCAGUUAUCUGCCCAGAGGCACUACAGGGUUGCAGCUUCCCAGCACACUCCCAGUGUCAGGAAAUCUGCUUGAUGUGUACAGUAGUCAGGGCGUGGCCACUCCAGCCAUUACUGUCAGCAACUCCUGCCCAGCUGAGCUACCCAACAUCAAACGAGAGAUUUCUGAAACGGAGGCAAAAGCCCUUUUGAAGGAACGGCAGAAGAAAGACAAUCACAACCUGAUUGAGCGUCGCAGGCGAUUCAACAUUAACGAUAGGAUCAAAGAGCUGGGCACUCUCAUCCCCAAGUCCAGUGACCCAGAGAUGCGCUGGAACAAGGGCACCAUCCUGAAGGCCUCUGUGGAUUAUAUCCGCAAGUUGCAGAAGGAGCAACAGCGCUCCAAAGACUUGGAGAGCCGGCAGCGAUCCCUGGAGCAGGCGAACCGCAGCCUGCAGCUCCGAAUUCAGGAGCUAGAACUGCAGGCCCAGAUCCAUGGUCUGCCGGUACCUCCUACCCCAGGGCUGCUCUCCCUGGCCACAACUUCAGCUUCUGACAGCCUGAAGCCAGAGCAGCUGGACAUUGAUGAAGAAGGCAGGCCAGGCACAACAGCAUUUCAUGUAGUGGGGGGACCUGCCCAGAAUGCUCCCCAUCAGCAGCCCCCAGCACCACCCUCGGAUGCCCUUCUGGACCUGCACUUUCCCAGCGAUCACCUGGGGGACCUGGGGGACCCCUUCCACCUGGGCCUCGAGGACAUUCUGAUGGAGGAGGAGGAGGGGGUGGUGGGAGGACUAUCAGGAGGUGCCCUGUCCCCACUUCGGGCUGCCUCUGACCCUCUGCUGUCUUCAGUAUCCCCUGCUGUCUCCAAGGCCAGCAGCCGCCGCAGCAGCUUCAGCAUGGAGGAGGAGUCCUGAUCAGGCCUCCCCUCCCCUGGGAUUUCCCCACCCAGGAAAGGAGGACAAGUCAGGAUGGGGCCCUGCCUUUUCCCCUACCCUCCCAUGAGACUGCCCUGCCAAGAUAUUCUGGGGGAAGAGGAUGUGAGGCUUUGCCCCUUCCCCAAAAGAACAGCCCAGUACAGGUAUUUCAGAAGGAGAAGGCAAUGAGACCAGGGUCUACUGAUACUAUGGGGAUCAUAGCCUUGCCCUUGCCCUUGCCCUUGCCCUUGUGGGAACCAUCCUUGCCCAAGUGAGAUAAAGAGAGUGGAUGGGGUCCUACUCUGUCCCUUAGGCACUGUUCUAGCCAGGUCUCCUAGGAAAAGGUGUCAGGAUAAUGUUCUAUCCUUUAUCUUGGAACCAGCAGUCUGCUGUAUCUUGGCACAGAAGGGUAAUCAAAUAAGAGUUCCUAGCCUUGCCCCUUCCUCAUGAAUUUUGCCCUUCCCAGGCAAGGAAAGGAAGUCAAGAUGAGACCUACCCACUUCCCCUGGGAACUCAGUCCUGGCAUUCUAGGAAUGGAGGAGCCAAGCCCCGCCCCUUCUUUCUAAGGACAGCCAACACAGGUAUUUUGGAUGUGGAGUCAGUAGGACCAGGCCACCCAGUGUGGAGAUUACAGUCCUCACCUUUUCCCUAGAAACAUCCCAUCCAUGCAUUCCACACUGCAGAGAGGAGUGGUACUUAACCUCCCCUGCCUUAACCUGGGACCAACCUGAUAUAACUUAGGAGGGCUCUAAGCUAACCUCACUCUUGGGGAAGAUGGCAGAUCUUAAAAUCUUCUGAAUUGACUUUCCAGGUUUAGAUCUGGAAUGAGAGUUGGGCCCUCACUCUUGGGCAGGGUCCUGCCUUCUUCCUUGAGGGGCAAUUUGGGGAAGCAACAGGGAUCAGUUGGGACUGAGACCAGGUUCCCAGUAUUGAUUUUUCAAUGUGUAGAGGAACAGGAUGAAGGAAGGGGCCAUUCUUGGGAGUUCCCCAGCCCAGGGAAAUGUAGAAGCCUCCUCCACCAAGGCAGAGGCUUGGAGGAGGGUUGCAAAAGCAUAUUGUAUCCCCUUGUUUGUUUAUCUGAUUUUUUUUAUUGACCCCCCCCCCAUUCAGAAGUUAGGUCACCCCCAACCUCUGGUCCCCACCUGGUUCUCCAUUUGGAGGAAUCGCUUCAUUUCAGAGUUAUCAAGAGACACUCCCUGUCCAUUCUCACCCCUCCUACCACCUACACCCAAGGUUGUCAGCAUUGGAUUGCUGGGGCCAGGCCCUAAGGAGGGUGUACUGAGGGGGUCUGUAGGUUUGUGAUUAAAAUAAUAAAUGCUAGGCGUGUUUGAUGCGCUUUUAACUUUGGCAAA
Molecule: messenger RNA, 3340 nt
Organism: Otolemur garnettii (small-eared galago)
Lineage: Eukaryota; Metazoa; Chordata; Mammalia; Primates; Galagidae
Gene: TFE3
Product: transcription factor binding to IGHM enhancer 3
Exons: 10
Coding region: 261-1988 (575 amino acids)
Biological process (GO): regulation of osteoclast differentiation; positive regulation of DNA-templated transcription; regulation of transcription by RNA polymerase II
Cellular component (GO): nucleus
Molecular function (GO): RNA polymerase II cis-regulatory region sequence-specific DNA binding; protein dimerization activity; DNA-binding transcription factor activity, RNA polymerase II-specific
Source: RefSeq, a predicted model, not a curated record